This is a messenger RNA of Schistosoma turkestanicum, 163 nucleotides long. NCBI's taxonomy places the organism in Eukaryota, Metazoa, Platyhelminthes, Trematoda, Strigeidida, Schistosomatidae. The record is from the annotation of a GenBank genome assembly.
AUGAGAGUUCCUGAUAGAAUAUCAUUAGAUCCGAGUAGUUUACCACAGGUGAAUCUACCAUUCGAUUCUUCUGAAAAUGUCAAUAUGAAAGUGCCAGAAAGAAUAGUUAUGUCUGGUGCUCAAAAUCAGUCAUCACCACACAUAGUAUUCAACCCACGUGGAG